AUGAAAAAACCUACAAACAUGUUUCCAUAUUUUCUCAUAAUAUAUGUAUUCCUAUGCUUUAAAAAUACAUCAUUUGCUAUUUCUCCUGAAAAUGAAAUAAAAAAUGGAGGCAAACUAUUGCUAAAAAAUGAUAACCCUGUAGAGGAAUUAAAUACUAAAGAAAUUGUAUCGUCCCCAAGUGAAUAUAACAUAACAAAUCAAUGUAACCAAAAUAAUGAUAAAAAGGCAAGUACUUCUGAGGAAAUACAAAAAAAAAUAUUUGAUCAUAAUCAUAAAUUAAAAAAAAGCAAACCACUAGGUAUAAUAAAAAAAGCUUUUCGAAAAAUAUUUAUUAUAAAACCAUCUAUGAACAAUUUAAUAAAAAAAAAUUCAAACGAUGAAUCUGAUGAUUUAGAAGAUGAUCCAGAAGUUAUUCCAUACUCUAAGGAAAUCGAAUCAGAAAUUGAUGCACUAAAAGACAAUGAUCAUAAAGAGAAUUUAGAUAAUCAAAAGGAGAUAAUUGAUGCAUUACAUAGAAAAAAGGAUAACCCAAUUCAAAUGUAUAUGGAUGAUGAUGAUGAUGAAUAUGUCUAUGAUGACGAUGACAAAUAUGUUUAUGACGACGACGAUGACGAAUAUGUUUAUGACGACGACGAUGACGAUGAUGAAUAUGUUUAUGACGAUGACGACGAUAAAAGUAGGGUGAUAAAAAAUAAAAAAAGGAAUAAUCCUUCUUCAUUUGGUGCUGAAAGAGAUCCCAUGGUUGAACCUUCAUAUAAACCAACAAAAAUUAGAGAUAACCCCUCAUAUAUAAAAGAUAAGAACAAAAGAGAAAAUCCAGUUGUAGUAAUAAAGAAAGGUGAUGAUGAACGUUUAGUUGAGUAUGAUUAUGAUGAUGAGCCAGAUAUAUUGACUAAAAUACGCAGCCUUAAUAAAAUAGAUGUAACAUUAAGAGAUAAAUUAUAUGAUGAAGCUGAACAACUUUUAUUCGAAAGAGUAAUAGCCCAAAAAGCACCGAUAGACAAACAUGAUGUUGUAAAAAAAAUAUUAACUACAUUGGACAGAAUUCUAGUUCCUGCAACAGCAUUUCAAUCUGUUAUAACUAUAAUAGGAAUAAUAGUAUUAUUUGCAGCUACUGGUUGCUGA
Molecule: messenger RNA, 1125 nt
Organism: Plasmodium vinckei vinckei
Lineage: Eukaryota; Apicomplexa; Aconoidasida; Haemosporida; Plasmodiidae
Product: conserved rodent malaria protein, unknown function
Exons: 3
Coding region: 1-1125 (374 amino acids)
Source: RefSeq, a predicted model, not a curated record